Molecule: messenger RNA, 2753 nt
Organism: Nerophis lumbriciformis (worm pipefish)
Lineage: Eukaryota; Metazoa; Chordata; Actinopteri; Syngnathiformes; Syngnathidae
Gene: ncln
Product: nicalin
Biological process (GO): regulation of signal transduction
Cellular component (GO): membrane
Source: RefSeq, a predicted model, not a curated record
CACAAAAUCUGAUUAUAUACUUCUUGAACUACCUUUUUUUGGGGUAAUGGGAAAUAUCUGGCAUGUUGUGUUUUGUAAAGUCCAAAUAAGCCACAGCACAUUUGCCUGACUAGAAGUGUGUGGCUGGUACGUUACAGCUGUCAGACGAGCUAAGAGACGGCGGAAGACAACAUUUUUAUUCCCAGUCGUGUGAACUCAUUGCAGCCGUCAAAAUGUUCGAGGAGGCGAGCGAAGUGUUCGAUAACAUGUUUAAAUCCUCAUUCCCUCUCACCUUUAUUGUCUUUAUCCCCGCGGUGCUCAUCCUGGUGUCGCCGCUCCCGGCCGAAGCCGCACAUGAGUUCACGGUGUAUCGCAUGCAGCAGUACGACCUGCAGGGACAGCCCUACGGUACCAGAAAUGCCAUCCUGAACACCGAGGCCCGGACGGUGGAGGCGGAGGUACUAAGUCGCCGCUGUGUCAUCAUGCGGCUGGCGGACUUCUCUUACGACAAGUAUCAGAAGGCCUUGCGUCAGUCGGCGGGGGCGGUGGUCAUCGUCCUGCCUCGAAAUAUGUCCACGAUGCCCCAGGACAUCGUGCAGUUCAUGGAGCUGGAGCCGGAGAUGUUGUCCACCGAGACCAUCGUCCCCGUCUACUUUGCCAUGGAGGACAAUGAGCUGUUGUCCAUUUACACCCAAACCCUGACCUCGUCCUCGUCGCAGGGAGCUCUGUCUGCGGCAGAAGUAUUGCUGCACACGGCCACCGCUAACGGCUUCCAGAUGGUCACCAGCGGUUCUCAGAGCAAGGCCAUGAGCGACUGGGCCAUCACCAGUCUGGAGGGGCGCCUGGCUGGUGUCGGAGGCGAGGACCUGCCCACAAUAGUCGUGGUGGCCCAUUAUGACGCCUUUGGAGUCGCUCCGUGGCUGUCGUACGGCGCCGACUCAAAUGGAAGCGGUGUGUCCAUGUUACUGGAGCUGGCCCGUCUCUUCUCGAAACUCUACACCUAUAAGAGGACACACGCUGGAUACAACUUGUUGUUCUUUGUAUCUGGUGGAGGCAAGUUCAACUACCAGGGCACCAAACGCUGGCUGGAAGACAACCUGGACCACACAGACUCCAGCCUGUUGCAGGACAACGUGGCUUUUGUGUUGUGUCUGGACACUCUGGGCAACGGAGACGCUCUGCACCUGCACGUGUCCAAACCCCCCAAAGAGGGAACUCCUCAGUUUGCUCUGCUCAAGGAGCUGGAGAUGGUGUCCAGCAGCCAGCACCCCGAGGUCAAGUUCUCCAUGGUGCACAAGAAAAUCAACCUGGCCGACGACAUGCUGGCCUGGGAGCACGAGCGCUUCGGGAUCCGCCGCCUGCCGGCCUUCACGCUCUCACACCUGCCCUCGCACCGUCUGGCGCAGCGCUCCAGCAUCAUGGACGUGCGGUCAGUGUCACCCUUUCCUCGCCACGGAGCGGGAGAGCCCCCUGCUGGGCCUCACGUUGACGUCCACAAGCUGAGCAGGAACACCAAAGUGGUGGCAGAAGCUCUGGCCCGAGUUAUCUACAACCUGACAGAAAAGGGCGCUCCCAGCGACAUGCAGAUCUUCAGCGAACAAAUGAAGGUCCAGGAGGAGCACCUGUCCGCCGUGGUGGACUGGCUCACGGCGCAGCCUCGAGCCGCCCAGCUGGUGGACAAGGACAGCAGCGUGGUGUCCACCUUGGAGUACCACUUGGGACGCUACCUCAAGGAUGUCAAGAAACACUACGUCAAAGCAGACAAAAGGGAUCCAGAGUUUGUGUUCUAUGAUCAACUCAAGCAGACCAUGAAUGCAUACAGAGUAAAGCCGGCCAUCUUUGACCUGCUGCUGGCCGUCUGCAUCGCUGCAUACCUGGGUGCCAUGUACCUGGCCAUACAGAACUUCGGCUUGUUGUACAGCGUGGUGCGUAGACUCACACAACCCAAAACCAAGACACACUAAAGCCACACCCUUCCCAACACACAAACUUUAUUUGUAUUUUUUAUUGGGACACAACCCCUCCCCCCCUCCGCCCUCCCCCGUCAUCCUCUGCUGCACUCCUACGAUGAUGUCACAUUGUGAUGAUGUCACUUUAUGACGAUGUCACAUCCUGUCCUCGCUGCCCACUUUUGGCAAUCUCCAACGCACUGACGUCAACGAAACAUACAACUUUUUUUUUUUCUUCCAUGGCCUUUUGAUACACACGGUUGAAAUAAUAGGUAAAAAAAAAACACAUCCUGUAAUUGAUUAUUUUCCAAUAUUACCUUCUUUUGUUGCGCCCAUUUUGUCGUCUUCCAGCAAACUUUCUGUAGGCCAGAGUCCGACACCUUUGACAAUACCAGGAAAAGGUGCGUGUCCCUUAAAGACGUGGUCUCUCUGAUGAAUAACCAUAACAAUAAAAUAAGUGAAGCUGCCAUGAAAACAACCAUCUCAUUGGUUGUUGGCAAGCCUCUAUUAAAAUACUUGCCCCGCCCCCUUUAAAAACAACAAAAUAACCCUUCAAAUUUGGACUUGUCAACAAAAGUCCAUUUUCUUGUCUAAUCUUUUGUGUGUAAGCGUAGAUAAUUAGUUGUAAUCAGCGUGUGUCGCCAUGACCAAGGUCUUAAGGAAGGAAAUGUGUGUUACUGCAUGACGUGUGUUUAAAAAAAAAAAAAAAAGUCACUUCCUGUUGACACUUUUGACCAACUUUAAAGCCACAAUGUCCAUGACACUUAAUUUAUUAAUCAUUGAUUGUUGGACUUUGCAAGAAUAAAAUUGUUUUCCAUACUUGAA